Messenger RNA from Lineus longissimus, 3638 nucleotides. Its product is annotated as protein CIP2A homolog L-like. NCBI's taxonomy places the organism in Eukaryota, Metazoa, Nemertea, Pilidiophora, Heteronemertea, Lineidae. The record is from RefSeq and is a predicted model, not a curated record. Gene Ontology annotation, molecular function: protein binding. The transcript is spliced from 22 exons. Bases 246 to 3029 code for a protein of 927 amino acids.
GUUAUAGAUUGAACUAAAAGGUUUUAGUUGUAUUAAAUAUGCACAUGAAACAAUUAAUAAAUAUGCGCAUGAAAUAAUUAAAUUGAGAAUUUAUUGCAAAGCCAAAGCAAAAUGUGCACAUGCGCAAACUGCCGGAAAUUUGUAAAUAAAUUCGAAUCCAAAAUUUUUCAUUUUUUUCCAAAUUUGCUAAUAAUGAAGAUAUAAAACCUCGUUACUUUCAACCUUGUUGCUCCCACUCUCUAAGCAUGGACAUUUUAACAUACAUUAGAAGUUCCUCACAAAUGGUAGAGAGAGGGAAACUGAAAGAUUUUCUGGAUGGACUGGUCUCCUUGACAUCAGAUCCGCGGAAUCUCCAGCCAUUCUUAACCAAAGACAUGGAUGUGGCCCAGUGCCUCUCACUUCUUGUCGAUAUAUUGAGUGAACCCAAACCAAACAUAGAUGUAGCUCAUCGAGCCUUAUGCCUGCUCGAAAACAUAGCUAAGGAUGAAGCUAUCUGCCAGAUAUUACAUAAUACAUAUGGUUUGUCCACAACGCUAACUGUGUUCCUUCUCAACUGUGGGGGAAAUACAGAUGAAUUGACAGCCACCAUAGCAAAGUGCCUUGAAGUCAUGAGAAAAGUCACUUACAACACACGAGUUUCACAGCAGAACAGUCAGAUACCUGAUCUACUCAAGUUCCUUAUGAAGAGAAUAAUGGAGCCUGAGAAUGAUGUAACGCAACCAGCUUUAGGGUUGAUGGCAAACCUUUGUCGACAUAGUGUUUCUGUUCAAGCAUAUGUGAAAAGUGCUGAAAAAGCCAAUGUUUUCCUAAAGUGUAUAAUAAAGAAUCUUUCAUGUGAGAAGAAUUACAUCAAAAUGUGUUCGUUUCACAUCUGGUGUAGUCUAAACGUUGAUGAAGCAGGGGGAAAGCUUUUCAAUAAUGACAAGAAUACAAACCAGUCAUUCCAGAUGUUAUUCCAUGGCGUUAUUGACUCCGGGAAUGCCAGAGCAUAUGCUGUGGACCUCCUGACUGACUUGGUCAAGAAGACAUUUAUUCAAAAGGCAUUAGCUAAUUACAGCAAUCUAGAGAUGUCCCUUCGGAAAUUAUUUAAGUUACUUCCAAAAGUACAAAAUGCUGAUAAGCUAUUUGAGUUGCUCCUGUCUUUCUGUUCGACAAAUAGCCUGAGAUGCGUCGUGUGUCGUUCGUUAUUCGAUUCGCCGGCUCUUCAGGAUUCCAUCAUGUAUCAACAGAUGAUGGAAGAGAACAAUCUGUCUGAACCAUUCUUUGCCGUCGUACACUGGGCGAGACAAUCAGUGGAGACGCACAACAAGGCUCCACUGCUGGCACUGGAUCUGCUGAGAGAACUAUAUGAGGUAGCGAUUGAUUCCGGUGAGACAACCAAACUGAUGCCUCAGAGCGAACUGGUGCUACCCACAGUGACCGAGAUCCUCAUGUCACCCCUCAGUCUGACUGGGCCGGCCAUGAAGCAGGAGUGUCAGAGAAUAGUCAAGGCUGUUCAGCUUCUGAAAGUGCUGUGUCUCGAUGCCUCUUUACAAACCCAAGUGGCCGAAUCUAUAGACACAAAGACUUGUGUACAACUCAUCAAAUAUCAAAUCGACAAUAACAGGAUUGGAGACAUUGUCACAAGGAAGACAACAGAUGUGUAUGAUUGGUGUGAUGCCGGUGUGGAUGUUGUCCUCCAUGUGGUAGACCUGGCGCUAAAACUCAAAGAUCUUGUUCCAAAUAUGAAGACAAAGCUGCAAGAUAUACUGCUGGGUGGCCAGAUCUCACCGUUCCUGGCGUACGGGAUGACAUCCGAGAAUAGAGAGCGAGUCCAGUUGGUGCUGCAUUUGUUGGCUUCAAGCAUUUACCAUGCAGAGUUUCCAGCAACACUGUUAGGUGACAACAUUUCAACAUUCAAUGGUAAAUUACGGCAGAGAGAGGGCUUAGAAAUGAAUUUAUCUAUGUCACAUCGAGGUUCAUUACACCAAAUGAAUAGAGAGAAUGUCCUCUGCCACACGACACCAAAGAAGAGCUGGAGUUUGCGGCAGGACCAGGAUGUAGAUGCUCUCAUAGCAAAGAUGAAUUCAGGAAUGGAUAUGAAAAGCAACACUUCAUCAGAUAUGAUUGACAUUUACGCUCACAAAAUAAGGGCCUUAGAAACCCAGGAACGACAUCAGAAGGAUCUUCUUGAUGCGAAGACGAUGGCUUUGGCGCAGGCCGAUCGCCUCAUUUCUAACUAUCGAUGUCAAAGUGCUAAACAUGAGGCAGAGGCACACCGGCUGAAAUCUCUCAUCUUACAAUCGGACAAGAAUAGUGAGGUUUGUCGUGAACAGAUGAACGAAGUGCUGCUUCAUCGCAACCAGUUGAGCGAGCGCCUCGAGAAAGAAAUCAUCGAGAAUAAACGAUUGCUGGCGAUCGUUGAGGAACAUGACCAGCUGCUGGGCCAGUUUUCAACUCAGCAGGCAGCCCAUAAUGAACUCUCCGCUGAGUAUCAAACACUCUUAUCUGCCCAUGAUGAGAAGUGUGCAAAAUUAGAGAACACAGAAAAGCAACUGUCUAAUUUAAAAUCCCAGUACCAGUACAUGCAGGAAUUGAAUGAACAACUGCAGAAAAGUGUCAAGGAGAUUAUGAAAAAAACCGAUGAGAAAAAUGCUGAGUUACUGGAUCUGGAGGAGAAACACCGCAAAGUCUUGAAAAGUCAUGAACUUGAAGUGAAUGAAAACACAUCAACAAUUGACAAACUGACCAAAAGUAAGCAACUGCUUGAAGAGAAGCUCAAACAAUCCAAACAGGAGGAAGCGGGUCUUCAAAGUGAGGUGAAGAAACUGGUCAAGAGUAAGGAGAAGUUAGAGAAGAGUAAGGAAAGCCUACAAGAUAAGAUUUACAAACUUGAAGAAAAAUUGAAAAUGUUGGAAGGAAGGUUCCAAGCAAAGGAAAAACAACUAAGAGAUCAGCAAAUCGAGAUUGAAAAACACAGCAAGAUUGCAGCAAUGAUACAUAAUCUUAGCAGUGGAAAAGUACCUCCCAAUCUUGACAUUACGUCUUGAGGAGCAAUUUCACAAUAAUUUCUGAUAUACAUGUAAAACAAAAUGUAAAAGGAAACUGAGUCAUGUCUGUCCAGUCUGUGACGGACAAAGGGAUAGUGAUAGAAUCAGCUCUAUCAAUUGACAAACACCAUGCACUACUUUAUACAUGUAGGAUGCAUGGCCUACAAUCUGAUAUAGUAUAGUGUGUAGAAAGCUGCAUUUGUGGUCAAGGUAGUACAGUCUAAUUAGUUUAUUUGCCUCUGUAAAACAAUUCUUAUCUGAUGCUGCACACUUUGAAAUAAAUGCAACAUGAAAUUUUGAAUUAAUUACGACAAACUACAUUUUGAGAUUGGUGUACUCCAAUGCAGCAUUUCACAUUGGGUAUCUCCAUGUGUACUUUCAAGUUCAAUAAAAGACUGGAUCUUAAAAUGUUGGCUAUUUUGAAUAAGAGAAUAAGACUGUUGUCUUUGAAAUGAAAUAGGAAAGAUCCUGAAAUUAUAUGUAGGACCUUUGUACAUUGCGAGUCAUUUUGCUAACUGAUGUAAUUGUAAAUUAUUCUGCAGUUUAUAAUUGGCCUCUUUUACAUAAACUUUUAUAAAACAUGUAUUUUACUGUAAAUAAUACAUUAUU